GUUUUCUUUCAUUUUAUCAAAAUAACCUUUGCCUCCGCUAUAAUUACAAAGACAAUCUUUACUUAAUGAUUAAGUUUAUGAGAAACAUUGAAAUUUUAAGUUAUUUACAAUUUAUAAUCAACCAAGUAAAAACAUACGGCCGUUUUUAAAAUAUCUAAACAACAAACCGUGCGAAAGUGCUACAAUAAAUUAAUAUAAAGGAAAGGCUGAAAGGGAAUUAAAUCAUGACAAUGGUUAAAGCCCAACCCCAGCAUUAAUUGGAUUGUUAGCUCAUUUAAUCUUUCAAUUGAAGUUAACUUCGACUAUGCAACGAUUCAACAAACCACCGAAUAGAUAGUGCUAAUUUUUGAUUUUAAAGUUUAAAUUACGUUCGUCAAUGUUUUAAGAAAAUGCUGUGCAAGUAAGUUGAGUACAUGUGAGUGUGCACCGCGUUUUAUGUCGAUUCGGCAAUUUAGAUAGUUAAGAUACUUAAAAACGUUUAAUAAGCAAACUAACGUACGAUUUAACGUUUAUUAAGUUCUAAGUAGUGCGUCUAGAAGAUAUGUUGUGAAAUGUUUUUUUUUUUUUUAUUAAUCAAAUGUGGACAAUAUUUCUAGUGAUAUGAUUAUUUUCUUAAUAAUGAUUUAAGAUAAACAGAAGGCAAAUGUUAUCCAAAGUCGAGCUAUUAUUUUAUAUGCUAUUGAGCGUAUUUUUCUACUCAAAAGUUUACGGCGAAUUGUGUACGCAAUGCGAUUAUAAGACAGUUCAUCGUAUGUUAGCAGCCGAUUGUUAUCAUAAAGACAUAAGGGAAAUUCCACAAUGUCUUCGUACAAAAGUAGAGGUUUUGGAAUUAUCCUACAAUCGAAUUCGCACAAUAAAGGAUGGUGACUUAAGCCGAUACAGCAACGUGAAAAUAUUAUACCUGUCAGAUAAUAUGAUAUCAAAUAUUGAUGAAUCUGCACUGUCCAGCCUAACAAGUUUAAUAAGCCUCGAUUUAACGUUAAACGUGCUAGAUACAGUUCCUCUAGUCAUCUUUCAUUUGCCUUCACUAAAAAAACUCUACCUAAGUCAAAAUGGAAAUAUUAACAUAGCCGAAGUUGUGAAUAUGACCAAAUCAAUAACAAGUCCUUUAGAACACAUAGACAUUAGUUAUAACAAAUUUCAAGAGCUCCCAGAAUUUGGAAUUCUACCAACAUUAGUUACUUACAAUAUAUCUGGAAAUAAUGUUAGAAAGUUCUCUCUUAGAAACAUCGCAGGACUAUGUAAUUUAAAGAUAUUAAUAAAUAACCAUUUCUCUGCCGAAUAUGAAGAUGUAUGCGACUGUUGGGAACUUACUAAGUGGAUGCAAUUAAAAGGAAUACAAUUUACUCCUUUAAAUUGCCCAGUAGCUGAAGAUGCCUGUACUUAUAACUUUUCUGAAAGAGAAAUUUUGGAUUAUGAAGAAUGCAAGAUCCGUUUCGAGAAAAUUGUAUUAGAAAAAAAAUUAAUAACGUACGUUGCACCAGCAGUCGCAGUGUUUUUAGUUGCACUGUUAAUUAUUCUAUUCAUAUUAUUCAGAAGAAGAAAACGGAAAUUACUUAGGAGAGAAAAGAAAUAUGGUAAUAUACUACCGAGUAAAAGUGACGUUGAAAAUGAAACGUUUACAGAUUAAUCGCAUGCUUGUUAUUUGAGUAUUAUAUUUAUAUAUGUACUAUAUUUUGUAUUAAAAUUAUAAUAAAAUGUUUUUAUAACGUU
Molecule: messenger RNA, 1713 nt
Organism: Agrilus planipennis (emerald ash borer)
Lineage: Eukaryota; Metazoa; Arthropoda; Insecta; Coleoptera; Buprestidae
Product: leucine-rich repeat and immunoglobulin-like domain-containing nogo receptor-interacting protein 2
Exons: 4
Coding region: 644-1630 (328 amino acids)
Cellular component (GO): voltage-gated potassium channel complex
Molecular function (GO): voltage-gated potassium channel activity; potassium channel activator activity; transmembrane transporter binding
Source: RefSeq, a predicted model, not a curated record